AUGCCUGCCGAUCCAGAUGGUUGCGUGACCUUUGCUGUGUAUGUUGUGCCGAGGUCAUUCGCGCGGCUCGAGGUUCCUACCGAUCUAGAGUUCCGCGAAGUCAUCGAGAGCGAGGACACGACGCACACUUCAGCUCAGCGUAAGAGAUACGCUAUUGUUCACCGAACCCAAGUUGUUCAAGGGGCAGCAGAUGGAAUCGGCAGGAUAUUACUGUCAACGCAAACAGGCCAUGAAUCGGCCGACGUACACGUGAUUCAAAUUCGCAUUGCUUUUUGGCGGGGGAGACGCCCCGAGCCUUACAGGCCGAGAACGACGAAUGCACUGCACGUCGUCGGCGCUAUCGAGCCGUCGUCACCAUCUCUUCAACCUCGACAAGAUCAACAACAUAUCGUCAAGGGGAAACAGAUGCGGAUGAAAUCUCGCGUGGCUUCCAACAUCGACAUACUGCAGCCCACCGAUGCUUGGCAGCUUCUACAACUGCUGAACUGA
Messenger RNA from Pseudozyma hubeiensis SY62, 489 nucleotides. RefSeq lists its product as hypothetical. NCBI's taxonomy places the organism in Eukaryota, Fungi, Basidiomycota, Ustilaginomycetes, Ustilaginales, Ustilaginaceae. The record is from RefSeq and is a predicted model, not a curated record. The coding region runs from base 1 to 489 and encodes 162 amino acids. The transcript is spliced from 4 exons.